AUGCAGCGUCUUAUGUCCCACAUUCAACUAGCCCAGGAGCAAAAACCAGACCAUGAACAGGCUUUCUUUAAUUCCUUUUCAGACGAUUCUCUCGGCGGUACAUUUGCGCAGCCACUCGAUGCCGCCACGGUCAUGGCACCCAAACAGGAUACAAAUACAUACAGGGCGACGGCCUCUAUGGCUAACACACCAUCGCGUGAGAACACAAAGCCUGUUCUUUCCGUGGCCACACAAGCCCAUGCGCUCACCCGCUCGAGCUCUGUUCUCUCACAACGUGGUACAGGCAAUUGGGCCUUUCGUCCACCAGCAGAAGAACUGUAUGAGCAGCUUGACGACUUGUUCCCUCGGACCGAUUUAGAUCAGCCCCUCAGUGAGACAUUUGCCCCAUCGCCUUCGAGCAUGUCGACAGAGCCACGCAAGUCGAAUACGUCCCUACAACGCCAUGAAAGCACGUCUAUUCGUGAUAUCGCGCAAAACCGGCGCAAAUUGCUAGAAAAGACGGUGCCAGGGACGACAGUAGUGCCAUUCAACGACAUGCAGCCAGCAAAGGACAAGGAGAAACUGAAUCGCCGACGCAGUACGAAGCUCUGGGGCGGUCGGAUGGUCGAGAUGCAGAACAACGGCACGGAAUCGGUGGGUGUUGUGCCGGCGGGCGGGGCGACGCUCAUUGCUGGAGAUCGGCCCAUUUUCAAAUGGGUCAAGGGUGAUUUGAUUGGCAAAGGCACCUACGGGCGUGUCUACUUGGCCCUCAAUGCGACCACCGGUGAGAUGAUUGCUGUGAAGCAGGUAGAAUUGCCACGCACAGCGGCAGAUCGCGACUCGUCUCGUCAGCGCAAUCUAGUGGCUGCACUCAAGUCGGAAAUCGAUGCACUUAAAGACCUGGAUCAUCCGAAUGUGGUGACAUGCUUGGGUUUCGAGGAAAGCUCUGAUACACUGAGCAUUUUCUUGGAGUAUGUCCCUGGUGGGUCCAUUGGCAGCUGUCUCCGCCGGCAUGGUCGCUUGGACGAAGCGACCACGAGUUCGUUCCUGAACCAGACGCUACAAGGCCUGGCGUAUCUGCACAAAAAAGGCAUCCUGCAUCGCGAUUUGAAGGCUGACAAUUUGCUGGUGGAUUACUAUGGCACGUGCAAAAUUUCUGAUUUUGGCACCGUGCGACGCAGCGAAGACAUUUAUGCUAAUGUGGAAAACAUGUCAUUGCAAGGCAGUAUCUUUUGGAUGGCCCCCGAGGUGGUGAGCCUCUCAUCCAAGGGGUACAGUGCCAAAGUAGACAUUUGGAGUCUGGGCUGUGUUGUGUUGGAAAUGCUGGCAGGUCGUCGUCCUUGGUCGGACGAGGAAGCCGUACAGGCGAUGUUCAAGCUGGGCGCCGAACGUCGUGCACCACCUGUGCCCUCCGACGUAACCCUGUCCAAACCAGCGGCCCACUUUCUGCGCAAUUGCUUCGAGAUCGACCCGGAUCGCCGGCCUACCGCGUCGCGCUUAUUGGAGCACGUCUUUGCGUGGCCGCCUCCAGACUGGCGCUUUGAGGACAGUGCGCUCUUCCAGGCCUUGGCGCCGCCCGCUUCGUAG
Messenger RNA from Malassezia pachydermatis, 1566 nucleotides. Its product is annotated as Signal transducing MEK protein kinase. Gene Ontology annotation, biological process: protein phosphorylation. Lineage: Eukaryota; Fungi; Basidiomycota; Malasseziomycetes; Malasseziales; Malasseziaceae. The coding region runs from base 1 to 1566 and encodes 521 amino acids. The record is from RefSeq and is a predicted model, not a curated record. Gene Ontology annotation, molecular function: ATP binding; protein kinase activity. The transcript is spliced from 2 exons.